AUAUUGAUUUCAAAAUGGCGGCGUCGCGGCCUGUGAACGGUUUUACUUUCUGUGACUUUUCUUUGACUGGCCGUGUCUUGUUUACUGUGUAGCUGUGUGUAGUUCUUUCAGGUGUGUUCGUUCAGUGUAAGGAAAUUUCCAGCAAGGAUUUAAAUAACAAACACUAGUUAGAUAAACUUUAAACUUUAAUAAAAACUUGAAUAACAAUUGAGACCAAAGGGACGAAAGUCAAAAAAUGUGUUUGAUUCACAUGGCAAUGCGUCAGUGUUGAAGGCCACACGACAUCUAUAUUGAGACAUCUUAGCCAGGACCUGUAUCCCCAGGUGGGGGUCUGAACCCGUGGGGUCAAGAUGGCCAGUCCCAGGCUCCCCUACCCCGAGCUCAAGUCCAACAGGCUUGGUUUCCCAGACUCCUCCACUCCUGCCAUGAACAGCAGUCGUCUGGCGGAUGGAAUAGAACAUAAAAUCCUCGAGUUUGAUGUUGACAUCCUAGACGCCGUGUUCAACAAACCUGGACGGUACUUUGUCAAGAUGACCAUCCAAAGUUUGGCCACUAAAGAUUAUUCCAAGAUUUUAUUACGGAAGUGGCCGGAUGAGAGUUUUGUGCGAGACUACGAGGCCGUGACCAGCGUGGUCAACCAAAAGGGCUCAGAGAAUGAGCCAGAGCUGUGUGUGUUCGAGGACAAAAAAUUCACCUACCGUUUACCUGCAGGUUUCUGUAAACACGACCGGAACCAUGACGUCUACCUGUUGCUGGAAGCGUUCGAUCUGCCGGCAAACAGCCAGGACAUGGGCAAGAAGGUGGGGGAGGGCAAGGUGGCCAUUUACCCCCGGACCAACGCCCCCCGGACUAAUCACAACGUCAACCCGGGGGAGGACAUGUACAGACACACACAAGUUGUCGCCCUGCUCAGGACUACCAGCAAACAGGGAAAAGCCGAAAUGCAUUGCGGGAGGAUGAGGUGUAACUUCGCCCUCAAGGAGUACAACGAUGAGGCGGAGAGGAAGAAGAAAAAGGAGGAGGAAGAGAGGAAAAGAGAGGAGGAGGAGAGGAGAGAGGCGGCCAGGAGAGAAGAGGAGGAGAGAAAGAGGAGAGAGGAAGAGGACAGGAGGAGGAGGGAGAUAGAGGAGCACAGAGAGGCGGAGAGGAGGAGGGAGGAGGAAGAAGAGAAGGAGAGGAAGAGGUUGGAACAGGAGGCGAAACUUAAAGAAACAGAAAAUCCGUUUCAGAAGGAUGCCUUUCAGGCCCGUCCCAAGGUGGCCCGAACCCCGGGCCCUCACGACCGACCCACCCAGCCCGCAGCGGCGCCAUUCAGAGGUCACUCACCCGUCAGUGAGUGGGGCGACAACACGUCCAUCAACCUCCCCGUGACGCCAUCUCCCUCACCCCCAGCCCAGGAUCUCAGGAAAACCGGAGACUCGCCACUGCGAGACUACGACAAAACCACGUACAGCUCCAACCAAACAUGGCGGCACACGUCCAAACCAGGCCAUGACCAGAUUGACGUCAUCGUCCACGGUGCCAGCAACCUGCCGUCAGCGGCCGGGGGGAAAACUCCUCAGCCUUUCGUCACAGUCAAAACGCGCAAAGAUGUGGACAUGAAUCGCAAAGCACGGUCAAGGACCCACGCCGUGGCCCGGCCCACCAACAUCCCCUCGUGGGAGGAGUUGAUGACGCUGGAGCUGACGGACAAGGAGGCGGAGAAGGAAGUUAUGGUCAUCACGGUGGAUGACGCCAUCACCAAAGGUCAGCUCAUCAACUACAGCAUCCCCAUAGCAAACCUGCAGCCGUUUCACCCGUACCACAUCGAGAUGGUGAUGCCCGCCAAGGGGGGUCAAGAAGGCGUCAAGCUGUAUGCAUCCAUCAUGCGCAAGGCCAGUGCACUGCCCAAAGACCCGUCGUCACCAAACUAUCUGGCACUUGAGGUUUUCCUCAGGGGUGUGAAACUCCCGCUACAGAACCCCGUGGGUCCCCUCAUUGCUGUAGCCAGAAUUGUGCCCGACUACUACAACUACAAGAGCGACAACUUGCUGACCCAACCCCGGGCCGCUGGGGUGACAAUGUCCAGCAUCACCUUCCCCAACCCCCACCCUAACACGUUCACGGUCGUGGGGCGGUCAUCACACGGAUACCCUCAGGUAAGCUUGCUUGGCCGACCAGAGGAACAACCCAAAUGGAACCACCCGUACCUGUUCUGCGACACCAAGGACAAGGCCACCAUGUUCACACCUACAGCAGCGCUGGUUAUAGAGUACUACGUGGCUAAUACAGCCAUGACUGAUGAGUUCUGGAAGAUUCGUUCACCUGUUGGUUUCUCCUCUCUGCUGCUGGAUCAGAAGGUGUACAAGCAGCUCAGUCAGGAGAAAGCCAAGAUGGGCAUGCGCGUGGAGGGUGUGCCCAUAAUGGGCUCGGAGCUGCGCAUGUCAGAUGGAAGAGCUCCUCUGAUUGGCAUGGUCUUGAAGCUGAUCACAACUCACCAACCAGACUCCAUGGUGACUAUGAGCAACCUGGAAAACCUCCCGUCCAUGGAGCUACGAGAGGGGCUGAGCACGGCGCCCCACACGGCAGACGUGUUGCAGAUUCGGACACCCUCACCGGAAGUUCAGCCGAAAGAGGGUCCAAGUGAGGAGAAACAGGGAGGGGAGGAGGAGGAGGAGGAAGAGAAUCUGGCGCCAGGGAUGUAUCUGCAGAGAGUGGACAAGAACCGUUUGCCCAUCAAAGACGGGGAACUCCCACCUUUUGAAGCCAUGGAGUACAUCCUCCCUGAGUACCAGUACAUCUUCGUGGACCCUAACCAGAACACUGACCGCUCCACCAAGAGCAAGCCACCGCCCCCUUCCCGUCACGUCCAGCCUCCAGACCGGGGAGCGUACACCACCACAACGGCCGCCACUAGGGACCCCAACGACCUUGACCAAACACAGAUGAACUUGUUGGACUACCAGAUGAGGGACCUGGACAACUACAGGACAGCUGUGCAGAAGAUGGGACAGGAUAUACUAGCACUGAGAACGCAGGUCCGGCAACUCGAGGGAGAGAAUAGCAAAUUGCGCAUUGACGUCAACCAUUAUGACGACAACAGAAAGUUGUUGAUAGACGCGGCAGAUUUGGAUUCGUUGGCACGUCCAGAGCUGCAAGCCAGAUACGCCUCACUGAGACAGAAGCUAGCAGCACAAACAACCGAACUAAAAGAUUACAAAACAAAAGUACAGAAGCUACAAAAUGAACUCAUAAAGAAAAACGACAAGGAAAAAGAUUACCUGAAGAUGUCCCACGCCCACGCUUCCCAACAGGAGCUGCUGCAGAGACUUCAGGAGAAGGUCCAGAAGGUCAGGAAGCUGGAAGAAACCUGCAAGAAGCAGGAGAAGGUCAUCGAGAAGCUGGAGGCUGUCUUGUACAAGAUGAGGGGAAAACCCAACAAAGAUGGUGCUAUGAAUGAGGUGAACGCUGCUCUGGUGGAUGAAAACAAACGGCUCCGAGAGCUGGUUGAUGACAUGAAGGACCAAAUGGCUCGAGCAGGAGCAGGUGGUGGAGAGGACCUUGAAAAACUAGAACUUUACCAAGCGUUGGAGAGAGCAGAGGGUCGAAUUAUGUCCCUUGAAAAACAGCUCCAAGAGAAUGCACGCAGUUGGGGGAAGGAACGGGCUGAUCUCAGCAUUAGGGUCAACGAAGCGGAACACGGCUUUGGUCGCAGUGGUGGGAUGAUACUUCACGAUUACCCGGUCUUGGAUUCCGCCUAUGGAAGAUCUUAUACAGUACCUUCAAGGCUUGGUCCCUUGUUGAGAUAAAAUGCUGUUUAAAAAAAAACACAUUCAUUGCAACUUCCUGUGAUAAUUAAUUACAAAUAAGCACUCACGAUGUACAGUGUUUCUUUCAGACAUGUUUCUUUCUGUUAGAGGGGAGGGGGGAGGGGGCACUUGUUAGUUUUAAAAACAUCCAAGUUUGUACACUAGUUAUAGUGUAUGUUUUU
Molecule: messenger RNA, 3970 nt
Organism: Physella acuta
Lineage: Eukaryota; Metazoa; Mollusca; Gastropoda; Physidae
Product: coiled-coil domain-containing protein 33-like
Cellular component (GO): peroxisome
Source: RefSeq, a predicted model, not a curated record